AGCUAGCAUUUACAGGAAAGAAAGCUAACCACCAUUAGUUAGGAUCACCAUUCUUAUAUUUUCUGUCUUAAUUUUAUUAUUAUUUUGUGGCUUUGCUUUGCUUUACACAAAGCUAACCCUCAAGCUAAGGUGUUGAGGUAAAAAGAACGACUUGUUUGGACUUCAGCUGGAACAUUUGACCAGGUAAAGGAGAUGGAUGAGGAGCUGGAGAGCUUCAUCAGAGAGCGCAAAGCGCGCAUGGCCGCGGAUAAAGCCAGUUUACAGCAAGACCCACCUUACAUGCAAAUAAAGGCUGAACCUCACAGAGCCUAUGGGUCCACUGUUAAAGAGAACAUCCCCCCCCAGUUUACAGCACAUGGAAAAGAUGAGAGUUGCAUUGUGGGUCUACCUCUGGGUGUGGAGUAUGAGAAGAAGAAACAGAGGCUGCAGCACCAGCUUCGUAUGGACUACAGGCGCUUCAUGUCUCAGAAGAACCACUUUGACCAUGAAGACCCUGGAGCUUUAAUUUUUUAUGACAACAGACGACCCAACAAGACCACAGCUACACUACAGCUCCCACUUGAAGACCAGGCGAGCGUUUUCCCCAAACAGACCAGAGGGCUGCGCCUCGCUGAGGUUAGCAGCUCCUCUCCCGAGGUGGACGGGGGGCCUGCAUCAGUACUUCCCAGGCAUCGUGAACGACGAGAGAUGCCGGUGGAGCAGAAUUCAGAGGAGGACGAGGAGAUGGAAAGCAGAAGGCGAAGCAAUCUGGGAACCAGUUAUGAGAGAAGUCAAUCCACUGGAAAUGAUGGCAGGGUAAAGAGGGAAAACGUCGUAGGUGUGGGCAGAGAAGGAAGGAGACCGAGAUCGCUGCGCAAACAUGAGGACACCGAGUUUGUCACUGGUCUGUUAAUAGGAGCGGCCGAUACAGACGAGGCUUUACAGCGGAGGAAGGAGCGUUACAGACACGAGCUGCAGGAGCAGAUAGCCGAGCAGCACCGUAACAAGAAGAGGGAAAAAGACUUGGAGCUGAAAGUUGCUGCAACAGGAGCAAAUGACCCCGAGAAACAGCCAGACCGGAUCAGACAGUUUGGACUGAACAGGCGGAGGGGUCCUCUGCUUCUAGAGCCUCUAGCAACAGGAGAGAGUGGAUCAUCAUCCAGAGCUGCACCCAGCAACAAGAAGAGGGAAAGAGAAAUGCCUCCUCCUGAGCAGCCUCAUGUUGCCUUCCAGUCCCCCCUGCUGGAGUACAGCUCCGCCCUCGGCCUGUCUCCCACCGGUCAGCCCUCUGCUCCGUCAUUCCCAAGCGCCAUGGACAUUCCCAGAAAUCCUGUGUAUCUUUCUCAUCCUCCUCCACUGAGUGAAGCUUGCAGAACCCCGUAUGGAGAACCCCAUCAGUACUACGGCACCAGAAACCUGCUGGACCCAAACAUGGCCUACUACAGUAACUUACCAGUUCCCAGUGCUGGGUACCCCAUGUCCUACUGGAGCGGACCACCAGGGGGAGCUGUGUCCAGCCAGUUUGGUGACCGUAGCCCUCACAGUCUGCACAGUGGCUGCAGCUUCCCUGAGCCUUCAAUGUAUUCCUGCCGUCCCAGCAAUGAGAGCGCCGCUGUGGAUUCUCAUGCCAGCGGCUUCCCUCCAGAGAGAUCCAGAUCAGCCAGAGACAGGAUUCUGAGCUACAGGGAGGCCCUGAAGCAACAGAUCCAGGAGCAACAAGAACGCAGGCGUCUGGAGCAGGAGGAGAGGGAGCGCUACGAGGCCCGGCUGGAGGCGGAGAUGAAGAACCACCAGCCAUGGGGGCGAGGUGGAGGAGGGGCCCCGCUGCGGGACAGCACUGGAAACCUCAUUGCUGAUCUCAAUCGGAUGCACAAGCUGAACGAGGAGGCCUACAGCAACCCGGAGCAGUGGCAGAGGAGAGCCAUGAUGGCCCGUCGAGCAGAGCAGCCCGACCCCAACGAGAGGGUCUCUGGUACUGUAGCAGAGUGCAGUAACCAUGACAAUAGUGACAGGUUGCCUGGCUUCACUCACGUCCACACCCCCCAGUUUGCUAGAGGCAACGUUUUCUCCAACCAGGCCACCGAGCAGCAGCUGCAGGAGCAGGACAAGUACAAAGCUUACCUCAAACAGCAGAUUGAAGAGAAAUUACGUAAAAAAGCAGAGGAGCGGGAACGAACCAGACAGGAGGAGGAGAAAGAGGAGAAGAGGCUGGCAGAGCAGAGGGCUCGCAUCCAGAGGGAGUACGAGGAAGAGCAGGAGAGGAGGAAACGCAAGGAACUGGAGCAAAAGGCCAAGAAUGAGGAGCUGAUUCAGCUGGCAGAGCAGAGGAAGAUGGGAGCAGAGAGGAAGAAGAAAGAGGAGGAGGAGAAGGAGAACGCAGCACUGAGGAGACAAUAUGAGAGAGAGAGGCAGACACGAGUGGAGGAGGUCUGCAGGGAGCCUUCACCUCCGAUCCCCACUCUGCAGAAGAAACAUGGGCAGCAGCAGAACCCCCCCAGACCCCCCACCGUCGACAGCCAGCACUCUGCUGCUCCUUUUUCUGAGCGCUCUCUGUCGGGUCUGGAGUCCCCUCCUGUCCCUGCCUGCAGGAACCAGCUCAGAGCUGCAGGUACUGGAAAGCUAAUGGUGGUCAGAGUGGAAACUUCUCCAGAUAAAGACAGUCUGACUGUGUUUUCAGGACACCGCCAUGACUUGUUCAGCGAGCUGUCAGCAUUACGGCAGCAGCUUCGUAGCGAACAGAAACGCCUGGAGAGUCGUCUGCAGCAGGAGGACUGGGAGGACCUGGAUUCUCCGACCAGCUUCAGACAUCGGGAGCGUCCCACUGUGGAUGUGUUUGACAUGGCCAGGCUCCGUCUCCAGGCUCCGGUCCGAAGACCGAACUCCAGAAACAUGGAGCCCAGAAACCUGCUGCGUAUCCACGACUCCCUUCAGCUCAAAUACAGAGAUGGAGAGUCCAGGCUGCAGGGAACAGGUCUGACCAGCAGGAGGAGCCGCAACUACAGAGAUUCUCACCACCAGUUCAGCAGCCAGAGAUCAACAGUCCAGGAUGAUUAUUUAGAUCUGUCCCCAUCUCAGCAAAAUGAUUAUCAGAGGAAUGCGAGGGGGGAAUCUGAAAGAGGUUUUCUGCUUGAGUCGGAGAGCGCUUUCAUUGACCCGCUUGGUGACGCCUCCCCAGUGCCGCAAGCUCCAGAACUCGAACGGAUCGGUAUGUCGGCCCGGGAGAGGAGGAGGCUGGCCAAGCAGUCGCAGCGCCCCCAGGAACGAGGCGCUUCCAGCCAGCGUCUCGGGCAUCAUGAAGAUUAUCCCGACCACUCAGGUAACCAACGGCAACGAGAAGCAGAGCCGGGCGGUGAGUGGAGGAGCCGGAACCGGACAGGACGUAUGAUGGCUCUCAGUCGUCGUGGCAACACAGCCGGACCGCUGGAUGUGUCUGAUGAGGACUCCUCCCCUCACAGUCUGAACCAUCAGAGCUCCAUGGAAACAGUCGCCACGGAUCCCUGGACGCGACCGGGAACGUCAGACACGCUGAAAUGUUUGGACCGACCUCUGAGGAGACACCGACCGACUACGUAGGAGGAGUGUGCCCUCAACUGAUCGAUCUUUGAACUGUGACAUCAUGGUUUUAAUUUAACAGCAUCACAGACAAACAAUAUUUAGGAAAAACUUGACCUCAGUGUUUUUUCCCACAGUGGGAACCGUCUUCCAGGCUUUUAAUAAUUGUAUUGAUUAAAUUAUGCUUUGAAUAAAUUAUAUUUUCAUAA
This is a messenger RNA of Melanotaenia boesemani (Boeseman's rainbowfish), 3740 nucleotides long. Its product is annotated as centrosome and spindle pole-associated protein 1-like. Gene Ontology annotation, biological process: positive regulation of cytokinesis. The transcript has 27 exons. The record is from RefSeq and is a predicted model, not a curated record. Gene Ontology annotation, cellular component: centrosome; spindle pole; microtubule. NCBI's taxonomy places the organism in Eukaryota, Metazoa, Chordata, Actinopteri, Atheriniformes, Melanotaeniidae. The coding region runs from base 193 to 3552 and encodes 1119 amino acids.